AUGAGGCUGCUCCUUGUGCUCGUCGCGGUGCUCCUAACAGGUUCCGUGGACUCUCUCUGGAACAACCGCCCUGCGUCAGUCGCGCAAGCUGUCACGUAUGUGGGGAAAGCAAAAACGGGAGGGGGGAGCGCGGAAGGGGAGUCUCCCGAGGGGAUCGGAAAGGGGGAAAGCGGGGAAGGGGACACGUUGAAGGUCAUGCGCAGCGUAGGCGCGAAUGAGGGGGAAGAUUCGCGCGGAAGCACAGCCGAGGAGGGGAGUACAGGCGGAAGCAGCGGAAAAGCGCAUGAGAUCCGGGAUGCGGGGGAACCAGGUGUAGUUCCCAAGGUGGCGUUCAGACUGGAGGUGGUGAAGGAUGGCACCGUGGCCGAGGAGAUGGACGUGUGA
This is a messenger RNA of Closterium sp. Naga37s-1, 384 nucleotides long. The record is from the annotation of a GenBank genome assembly. Lineage: Eukaryota; Viridiplantae; Streptophyta; Zygnematophyceae; Desmidiales; Closteriaceae.